Messenger RNA from Aspergillus aculeatinus CBS 121060, 4320 nucleotides. RefSeq lists its product as uncharacterized. The coding region runs from base 1 to 4320 and encodes 1439 amino acids. The record is from RefSeq and is a predicted model, not a curated record. NCBI's taxonomy places the organism in Eukaryota, Fungi, Ascomycota, Eurotiomycetes, Eurotiales, Aspergillaceae. Gene Ontology annotation, biological process: carbohydrate metabolic process. The transcript has 7 exons.
AUGUAUCUGGACUUCACUACCAACCUAGGUCUGAGCUCACUUUUGACCACCGUACUCUCCGUUCUUACGCCCAACAAGCAGGCCAGCGUUCUCCAUCAACCUGUUCUUCCUCCAUCUUAUCCACUGGCAGUGCGAAGCCCAUACCUAUCAACAUGGGUGCCGAGCGAUCAAGUCGGGAGACUCCCUGAGGCCGAGCCACAGUUCUGGACUGGCCAGAAUCUUACCUGGUCCAUUAUGGCUCGUGUAGAUGGCCAGGCUUAUAGUCUGAUGAACGUCAAGGGCUCUGAUAAACUCAUUCGCCCUGCUACUGUUCGCAGUGCAGAAUACACUGCCACACACUCCAUCUUCACUCUCACUGCUGGCUCGGUGACACUUACACUAGACUUCUUUUCACCCAUCUCGCCCUCUAACUACCUUCGCCAGUCCCUACCAUUCAGCUAUCUGACAGUCUCGAUUUCUGGAGCGUCAUCCAACAAUGUUCAGAUCUACUCGAGCAUUGACAAAAGCUGGACAGGAAAGUCAGAAUCUACGUCUUGUGGCUUUCUUUAUGCGAAUGCUACUGCUAUGUACUCCUUACGAUCGGAGAAUGCGAUUCCGUACUCCGAGGAAAGUGACAUGGCAGCUUGGGGCGAAGCCGUCCUAGCCUCUCAAUCUACCUUGUACUCAAGCCUCUCGUAUGCCUCGGGAGAACGAAAAGAUGUGCAGUCCCAAUUUGCGAAAACUGGAAAGCUAGAUAAUGCCAACCAAUUCCUGACGACUGGGGGUAUUGUUGCUGUUGCUCACGACUUAGGAUUUCUUGUGAACGCGCAGUCCGUAACUUUUGCCGUUGGGCAUGUGCGCGAAGAGUCAAUCAACUACUUCGGGAGGCCGUAUACAGGAUACUACCGGGCCUUGUACCCCAGAACAGAGCAAGCAGUUGCGCACUUCUUAAAUGAUUACCCCGAUGCUCUUCGAGAGUCACACGCUCUUGAUUUGGAGAUGGCGAAACAGGCGGCCGCCGUUGCAGGGCAGAAAUACGCUGACAUUGUGACUUUGUCGAGUCGGCAGGCCUAUGCAGGGAUUGAGAUUACCAUUCCUAAUGACACGCUGAAUAUCACAGAUGUGUUAGCGUUCAUCAAAGAGCUUUCCAGCGAUGGCAACAUCAACACGGUGGACGUCAUAAUGCCUGCUUUCCCUAUCUACUAUAUUCUGGACCCAAACUAUAUCCGACUUCUGCUAGAGCCCAUGAUGAGGUACCUCGCCGCCGGACGCUGGCGGCAGCCUUACGUGAUCCAUGAUAUGGGCUCACAUUAUCCGAAUGCAGUUGGCCACGACAAUCAACAAGCAGAACCAAUGCCAAUCGAGGAAUGCGGGAACCUAUUGGUUCUCGUACUCGCCUAUGUUCGUGCCACGGGAGAUACAGACUGGGCGUCCCAGUACACCGAGCUUCUCCAGGGCUAUGCAGAUUAUCUGGUCGAUAAUGGCAUCGACAUAGCUGAGCAGUUGUCAUCCAACGACGCCGCUGGACCUCUGGCCAAUGAGACUAACCUUGCGAUCAAGGCUGCCGUUGGUAUCAAGGCAUUCGGGGAGCUGACAGGCUUCUCCGAAUACUCGCGUGUUGGCGACAAAAGAGCCGAGCUGCUGUUCUCUCGGGGAUUGGGGGUGGACGCGCAAAAGACACACUUUGCGCUGCAGUACCCAGGAAAGCCGGCCUCCUGGAAGAUUCCGUACAAUCUCUACCCUGAUGUGUUGUUAGGCCUACGCACCUUUCCCAAGGCCGCAUAUGACAUGGAAAAUACUUUCUUCAAAUCGGUCCGAGCGGAGUAUGGUGUACCCUUGGAUGACCGACAGGACUGGGCCAAGUCGGACUGGAACAUGUGGCUGGCUGGGACGUUGGACUCCACCACCCGCGAUGAGUUCGUUGACGACUUGUGGAGAUAUAUGACCAACGGCAAACAUCACUGGCCGUUUUCCGAUCGCUACAUCGCCACAUCAGCGAAAGGAGGCCGCUCGGGGGUCCCUGUCUUGUGUCGAGCGCGGCCUACAGUGGGAGGGCAUUUUGCUUUGUUGGCACUGCAGGGUCCUCGUUGUCUGCAGCAGGCCGUGUAUAGGAGACUUGAAGUCCUGGAGGAAGAAAAUACCAAUGAGGAGCAUCCUCUUUCUGCUUUCUUCAAUUUCCUCACCCUUGAUUCUCCGUCGCCCCCCCUCCCCGUCAUUAGAUUCUCCCCCAUGGCUUCUCCCCGUCCUCCUCACAACUUUGGUCCUCAAGGCUAUCCGCUUCCCAACGGCGCUGUCACUUCUGGCCCUGUCCCCGGCGCCACCCCUCUUCUCCCCAACAAUGGCCGCGUCUUGCAAAAUGGUCCCGUCAGAGUCCUGUGCAUCGCUGAUGUUCGAGGAAAUCUCAAGUCUCUGAAUGAACUGGCUAGACAGGCCCGUGCGGACCACAUUAUCCACACUGGUGACUUUGGUUUCUACGAUGAUACCUCGCUGGAGCGCAUUGCGGAUAAGACUUUGAAGCACGUGGCCCAAUACUCACCUUUGCUACCGGAGAAUGUGAAGCGGACGAUCGCCCAGACCCCUCCCCAGCAGUCGAUCAAGCAACGAUUCACCCCCGACCAGCUUCCCCUUUCAGAACUCUCCAUGCUGCUGGACAAGCGGCUGACUCUCGAUGUUCCGGUGUACACGGUCUGGGGCGCCUGUGAAGAUGUCCGCGUGUUGGAGAAGUUCCGCUCGGGGGAGUACAAGGUCAACAACCUGCACAUCAUCGAUGAGGCCAACUCGCGACUGCUAGACAUCGGUGGCGUCAAGCUGCGUCUGUUGGGUCUGGGUGGCGCUGUCGUGAUGCACAAGCUAUUCGACAAUGGCGAGGGCAAGACUACGAUUGCGGGCGGUCAAGGUACUAUGUGGACGACCCUCUUGCAAAUGGGCGAGUUGAUCGACACGGCCAACCGUGUGUAUGACCCGUCUGAGACCCGCGUCUUCGUCACGCAUGCCUCUCCCGCCCGUGAGGGCAUGCUGAAUCAACUAUCCGUCACCCUCAAAGCCGACUUCUCCAUCUCCGCCGGUCUGCACUUCCGCUACGGCUCGUCUUACAAUGAGUUUUCCGUCAACCCCUCGCUGGAUCACUACCGCGGCAAGCUGGCUGCUUCCAAGGCAUCAUUCAACGACGUAUGGGAGACUGUCCGUGGAGAGGUUGAGACGGCUAUCUCUCAGAACGAGGCCCAGAAGACUCUGCUGGACAACGCCCUGGAGGUGGUUAACCGGAUGCCUACUGUUGCUAACGGCGGCAAUCCCUUUGGUGGGCCUGCUGCUCCCGGCAACGCGGCCGGCCAGGUGGACGAGAGUGCUUUCAAGAACAUGUGGAAUUUCAACUUGGCGGAUGCGGCUUUUGGCUUCCUCGUGCUAGAGAUUGAGGCCGGCCGCAUUGCGACCGAAAUGCGCGCGCAGGGUUUCAACUUCGCUCACCGCACUGGAAAGCCCCAACCUGUGGCCCCUGCCCAAGCUGCCCCCGUCCCUGCUGCUGGUGCUCCCGCCAGUGUCGCCUCUCCCCGCAUUCCCGGCGCUGCUCCUCAGUUCGGUCAGGUGCAGCCAGUUUCUGGACGUCCUGGUGCCCCGGCACAGCAACCCCCUCAGCCCACCCAGGCCAAGGCCUCUGCCACCGCCCCCGCCCGCACCUCUCCGGCUCCCGUGAUCCCCAAGCCUGCUACUCCCCAGCCUCCUAGCGCUCCUGCCGGCCAGCCCUCCGUGGCCUCUCCCGAGAGAGCCGCUGCCACCGAGCCCAACGGCACCGCUCAGCCUGAAAAGCCGUCUGAGUCUCCCCUACCUAAGCCCGAGAAGAAGGCAAGCAACGGUCUCUUCGUCUCCAACGUCGACAACGAGCAAGCCGUGCGCGAUCUCUUCCCCGAGGAAGACCGGGCCAAGAUGGUACGAGUGGAGAAGUGGGGAAAGUUCAACCACGUUGUGACCUUUGCGACUGUUGAAGAGGCCAAGGCCGCGCUGGAGCGCCAGCCCGCGGACCACAAAAAGCCCAGCCCACCUGGUCAGCCCCGCAAGCCCAACAUCAAGUUCUUCGAGGAUCGCGGCAGCCACCGUGGCAAUGCCGGCACAUGGCAGAGCAGCAACCGCGGCGGUGCCAGCUCCUCUCAGCGCGGAUACCAGAGCGGUGGUGCCAGCGACAGUGAGACCAACCGGGGCCGUGGAUUUGGCGGACGAGGCCGGGGCCGGGGCGAUCGAGGCGGUCGCGGCGGCCGCGGCGGUCGUGGUGGCUUCAACAAGGGUGGCCCGUCCGAGUCUUCGGCUGGGGAUAACAAGCCCGUUGCCGCAGCUGGGGGUGACGCUUGA